Calypte anna (Anna's hummingbird) is the source of this 1734-nucleotide messenger RNA. RefSeq names its product CMT1A duplicated region transcript 1 (gene FBXW10B). NCBI's taxonomy places the organism in Eukaryota, Metazoa, Chordata, Aves, Apodiformes, Trochilidae. The coding region runs from base 1 to 1734 and encodes 577 amino acids. Gene Ontology annotation, molecular function: protein binding. The transcript is spliced from 11 exons. The record is from RefSeq and is a predicted model, not a curated record.
AUGUGGCUCCAAAACGUGGAGUGCCCCAAGCAAGAGAGUCCUGAGGCAGAGGACAACUCCUCUGCUGUGUCCUUAGAUGAUGAGCAGGAUGACAUCAGGGUUUCUGCAGCUCUUCAGUCCCUCUCCAAUGCCAAGCCCUCCAAGGACUUAAUCUGCAGCUUGCCACCUCACCUCUCCAUGCACAUCCUAGGGCUUUUGGAUCAAAAAUCCCUCAAUGUCUGUGCUGCUGUGAGUAGCUACUGGGCUUUCCUGGUCAAAGAGGUGAAGAGGGAACGUGCAUCUCGAAGCAUGGUACAGGACAGCAUCCAGCAGCUGCAGGGCUUGUGCCCCAGAGGAGCAAUCACAAACUAUGCUAAAACAGUCCCUGUGGCAAUCCCACAGCUAAAUGAAGAUGGUGAUGUUAUUGAAAAGAGAGAGGACAACUGGGGAAGGGAGAAAAAGUUACUUAUCCCUGGUUUUUCUUCUCAUCAGGAGGAGGAAAACAAUCUGCAGGCAGCCUACUAUGAUCUGGAAACGGAGACAAUCCAGCUGGAAGAAAGAAAUAUCUUCUGUAACUCCUACAAUAUUCAGGUUCUCAUGGAUCAGUCAGACCAGCAGAGAGUAAUCCAUUACAAUGGUGGAAACUUGGUGGCUGUGGGCUCUGCAGACCGAAAAGUGAGGCUGCUUGGGAUGGGGGGAAUGAAGGAAGUGCCUCCUGGGACAGCAGGAGUGAAAGAAGUGUCUCCUGUGCUCUCUGGCCAUGCUGGGAGCAUCAGAGCCCUCAUCCUCAGUGAGAAGAAAGGGUUUGUCCUCAGUGCCAGCUUUGAUCUCAGCAUCAGGUGCUGGGAUAUCUACAGUGGUGCUUGUGUGAAAAUCUUUAUUGGUCACUUUGGGACCAUCACCUGCUUGGAUCUGCAUGAAGAGCAGUUUGUGUCAGGAGCCAAAGAUGGGAUGGUGAAAGUGUGGAACCUGAGGAGGGGGAAGUGCCUCAGGACCCUGAGGCAUGGCAGUGCUGUUUGGGCAGUGAAAAUGGGCAGCACCCACAUUGUCAGUGGGUGUGAGCAAGGGCUGGUGAAAGUCUGGUGUGCUGAAACGGGCACUCUGCUCAAAACAUUAGAGGGGCAUCAAGGCCCAGUGAAGUGCUUGUCCUUUGAUCAGUGGCACCUGGUGACAGGAAGCACAGAUGGAUGUGUCCUGGGAUGGAGCAUGCUGGGGAACCUGAAGAGAUGUCUGACAGCUUUCCGCCACCCUAAGGAGGUUCUGACUGUGGAGUUGCUCUACCUGAGGGUUAUCAGUGGCUGUGCUGAUGGAAUGAUUCGUGUCUUUAACUACCUGACUGGGAGCUGCCUGAAGGUGUUGAUGGCCAACAGCCACCAGGACCCUGUCUCUUCUAUCUACCUGGCAGGAAACAGGAUGGUGAUCAACUCCCCAGGCAGCGUGCUGAUGUUCCAGUUUGAGGAUGUCAGCUGGAAUUACAGCUGGGAUGCUGACCGGGAGGUGGUGGGGAAGAAAAAUCAGGAGAAUGGAUCCUGCCAGGGAACACCCCUGCAGCUGCAGGCAGCACCCCCCUGCCAGCUCCUCAGCCCCCUGCAGCACCUUGCCCUGCAGAUGCAGAGCACCCAGCAGCUGGUAAAUAACGGACACGUCUCGUACUCCCCGCCCUCAGCGCGCACGCGCGGGAGGGGCGGGGCUGCGUCGCAGCGCGCAUCGGGAUUGGUCGGUGGCUGUCACGUGAGCGGCGGUAGGCGGAAGUGA